This is a messenger RNA of Guillardia theta CCMP2712, 402 nucleotides long. RefSeq lists its product as hypothetical. The annotation marks the transcript as partial. NCBI's taxonomy places the organism in Eukaryota, Cryptophyceae, Pyrenomonadales, Geminigeraceae. The record is from RefSeq and is a predicted model, not a curated record. Gene Ontology annotation, molecular function: protein binding. The transcript has a single exon.
GAUGCUCGUACGACUCAGUUUCUUCUCGACCAUCACAACCUCCGGGCUGACGACACUACGGGAAGCCAGACGCCUCUUCUCGUCGCAGCGAUCAAGGGAAAUGCCGAGAUCAUGCGCAUCCUGCUCGACCGAGGAGCCGACGUGGACGCGAGUUCUGUGACAGGCCGGAGCAUGCAGGAGGUGGGUCAGUCUCCCAGGGGAGACUCGCCGCUUCACUACGCGGCGAUCAAUGGGGGGGAGGACUGCGUGGAGAUGCUGCUGCUGCUGCAAGCCGAUGUCAACCGUCGUUCCGCAAGGUACGGCGAGACACCGCUGCAUAAGGCUAUUCUGUUUGGGAGGACGGGAGUGGUGCGGCAGCUGCUCGCUGCUGGUGCUGACUGCCGCGUCGACAACGACCGGGGA